AUGGGUUUUGGUGCCAGAUGGAUUAGAUGGAUAAAGCAAUGCAUUAGUACAGUCAGAUUCUCUGUCUUGAUUAAUAGAACCCCAAAUGGCUUUUUCCCCUCUCAGAGAGGUUUGAGACAGGGAGACCCCUUAUCCCCAUUUCUCUUCAUCUUAGCAAUGGAAGGUUUGAGUAACAUGAUUCAAACAACGAAGGUAAAAGGUUGGGUCAGGGGAUUUCAGGUGGACAACAGAUUAGUAAAUAAUUUGGAAGUAACUCAUUUGCAAUAUGCAGACGAUACAUUGGUUUUUUGUGAGGCCGUGGAAGAACAGAUACUGGUUAUGAGGGUCAUCUUCAUCAUAUUUGAAGCAGUAUCGGGGCUACAUAUCAACUGGGGGAAAAGCUUCAUUUAUCCCAUCAAUGAAGUAACAGAUUUGGAAAGUUUGGCAGAAAAGUUGGGAGGUAAAGUAGGAGAACUUCCAACAACAUAUCUAGGCAUGCCUUUGGGAGCAAAAAGCAAGUCUAAGGGAAUAUGGAAUGGGGUGGUGGAGAAGUGUGAGAAGAGAUUAACAAACUGGAAAAGUCAAUAUCUCUCCUUGGGAGGAAGACUAACUUUGGUCAACAGUGUGCUUGAUGCUCUACCUUCUUGCAUGAUGUCAGUUUUCCCUGCUCCAGUGAGUGUGAUAAAAAGAAUUGAUGCCUUAAGAAGGAAUUUUUUCUGGCAGGGUAAUGAAGACAAGAAAAAGUUCCAUCUGGUCAAUUGGAAGGAAGUAACAGUGAACAAGAAAGAAGGAGGUGUGGGGAUCAGAGACAUGAAAAUGCAGAAUAGAAGUUUGAUGAUGAAAUGGUUAUGGAAAUUUGCAACAACUGACAAUAUGCUAUGGAAGGAGGUCAUCUCUGCAAAGUAUGGUAAGAAUAGCUGGAUGACAAAUGUGGUGACAAUACCAUAUGGCUGUAGUGUAUGGAGAACAAUCAGAAAUCUAUGGCCUUUAGUCAUAAACAGAUCCAGUUUCAAAGUUGGCAAUGGCCUGAAAGUUUCCUUCUGGGAUGACAAGUGGAUUGGUCAUGAACCUCUAAAGCAACUCUAUCCAGAUCUAUACACAUUAUGCCUUCAACAACAAGCUACAGUUGCUGAAUUAUGGACAGGACAAGGUUGGAAUUUACACCUCAGAAGACAUUUAAAUGACUGGGAAAUGGAAAGAAUAGCGGCCUUCUACUCCACAGUUGAUCAAUUCAAUAAUUUAACAGGAGAAAGAGAUACUAUGGUUUGGAAGAUAGACAACAAAGGUUUGUUCACUGUAAACCUGAACACAUCAAACAACCAGGAGGGAGCAUUAAAGGAGUUCUUAGCUGCUGGAACAGAGAUGGCAAUGCUGCAAGACAGGAAGAGAGAUGGAAAAUUGUCCCAGCAUGUAUUUGGUGGACAGUAUGGAAAGAACUGGACCUUUGGUGCAUUUGAUAUUGCUGUAUUUUCUGAAAAAGUUCUUGAGAUUCUGAAUCACUCUUUUGGUGGUACUCAGAUGAGGGAAUUGUUUGUCUAUAAGUAUCUCUUGCUGGUUCAGGAAAAUAUCAUAGCAGCUCAGUAUACAAAGGCUAUUAGGAAAAGCCGGGUGAUUUGCACAAAUAAGAUACUGCGUGCCACUGUUUAA
Messenger RNA from Lycium barbarum (goji berry), 1626 nucleotides. RefSeq lists its product as uncharacterized. The record is from RefSeq and is a predicted model, not a curated record. The transcript has 5 exons. NCBI's taxonomy places the organism in Eukaryota, Viridiplantae, Streptophyta, Magnoliopsida, Solanales, Solanaceae. The coding region runs from base 1 to 1626 and encodes 541 amino acids.